AUGAAAUUUUCAAUACUUUUCUUUAUAAUUGGAACCACGAUUUCAAUCAUCAAUGCAGUUGAUUAUAAAUGUGAUUAUAACAAUCGAUACAUUUCAUUUGCUGACGAAACCUUUUAUGAUUGUAAAUUAGUAAAAGGAACCAUUGAUGAUGAGUCAGAGCGGGACGUUGAGAGCAUUACUGGAAGGCAUUUGAGGAAACUACACAAUUCGAAAGUUGAGAGCCUUAGCAUUAAGAAAAAAAUUCACACUUUAAUGCCGCAUAAUGUGGAAAGUUAUUUUGAAAAUUUAAUAUGUUUGGAUAUAUAUGAAGUUGGCUUGAAAGAAAUUCAUCAAGAAGAUUUAGAACAAUGUUUGCCAUUCUGGAGCAGUAAAAAAUAG
Molecule: messenger RNA, 378 nt
Organism: Chironomus riparius
Lineage: Eukaryota; Metazoa; Arthropoda; Insecta; Diptera; Chironomidae
Source: the annotation of a GenBank genome assembly